ACCCCUCCUUUCCUCUCCUCUCUCUGUCAGGAUGUACAGGCAGUUUGUUCUGUCAAUCCUGCUUGCAGGCGUCCUGUGUGCGGUGGGCGGCGACACCCGCAAGACCCGCCUCCAAGGCUCCAUCCCCAACCCCUUCAAGGGGAACGGCAACACCUCUGACAAACGCACCCGUAAACAGGAAAUCCUUGCCUCCAGCCAGGAAGCUCUGGUCGUCACCGAGAGGAAGUACCUGAAGAGUGACUGGUGCAAGACCCAGCCGCUGCGUCAGACUGUGAGCGAGGAGGGCUGUCUCAGUCGUACCGUCAUCAACAGGUUCUGCUACGGCCAGUGUAACUCCUUCUAUAUCCCGCGACACGUUAAGACGAAGCAGGAGUCUUUCCGGUCCUGUGCGUUCUGCCGACCGCAGCGGUUCACCACGCUGACAGUAGAGCUGGACUGUCCCGACCUUCAGCCGCCCUUCAGGCACCGUAAGAUCCAGAGAGUCAAACAGUGUCGCUGUAUAUCGGUCUCCGUCAGUGACUCUGGGAAGCAGUGAUACUCGUCUCCCUUCUGCUUCUCUCUUUUUUUAUCAUCUUGGACAAUUCCGUCCAGAUAUUCCUCUCACCUCACAGGAGACAGUUUGUACAAGAUGGUGAGGACAUGUAUUUUACUGACGGCACAUGAAGGGGCCGAUCUCUUUAGAAGUACUGAGUAUGACAGACAUUUCUAUGGAGGAGCUCGGUGRUGAUCAUACCAAGCAUUUUUUAUUUAUUUAACCUUUAUUUAACGAGGCAAGUCAGUUAAGAACAAAUU
This is a messenger RNA of Salvelinus sp. IW2-2015, 792 nucleotides long. Its product is annotated as gremlin-2. The record is from RefSeq and is a predicted model, not a curated record. Gene Ontology annotation, molecular function: BMP binding; receptor ligand activity. Lineage: Eukaryota; Metazoa; Chordata; Actinopteri; Salmoniformes; Salmonidae. Gene Ontology annotation, biological process: animal organ morphogenesis.